AUGGUGUUCAAGGAGGUUAAUGACAAAGAAAAUAUAUCUAGAUAUGUAGAAACAGAAAAGAAUAGGUUGAUUUCAAAUCGAGAUCUUGUGCGACUAAAACUUGAAGCAACGGAUCAUAAAACGGAUAUGGUCAGUGAUGAUGUUUUUUUGUGGCUAAAAGAAACAGACUUACUCUUACAAGAGGUGGAGAAUCUCACUUUACAAGCAAGAAGACGACAAUGGAAAGAAUUUAGUAAAUUGCUUGGAAAAAUUACAACACUCAAUAGGAAGUGCGAAUUUGAGCCGUUUUCAAUUCCAAUUCCAAGUCUAGAGCACUUCUCUUCGGGGAAGAUUGUUUGUUUUGAGUCUAGAGAAAAGACUUCGGAUCAACUUUUAGUAGCACUGCAAGAUGAUAGUUGUUCUAUCAUUGGAUUGUAUGGUAGACAGGGAUCCGGUAAAACGACAUUGGCGAAAGCAAUGGGUGAGAAAGUUAAGUUUUUAAAGAUUUUUCAUGAGGUUUUAUUUGCCACUGUGUCCCAAAAUCUAAAUAUAAGAACAAUGCAAGAGGAAAUUGCUGAUUCGUUGAAUAUAAGCUUCGACAAAAACAGUGAAGCUGGAAGAACAAGAAGAAUAUUCUCCACAAUAGAAAGUAUGAAUCGUCCAGUUCUAGUUAUUUUUGAUGAUGUUCAAGUAAAAUUUGAUCCGGAGGAUGUUGGUAUUCCUUGUAACAGUAAUCGAUGCAAGAUCCUUUUGACGGCACGUUGCCAGCAAGAUUGUGAUUUGAUGUAUUGUCAAAGGGAUAUUCAACUUGGUCCCUUAUCUAAAGAGGAAGCUUGGACUUUGUUUGAAAAACAUUCGAGGAUUCAUGACGAGGAGUGCUCCUCUUCAUUUGACUUAUUGAAUGUGGCACGUGAAGUUGCUGUUGAAUGUGAAGGUGUGCCUAAAUUGAUUAAAGAUGUGGCAUCUUCCUUAAGAAGUAAACCAAUUGAUGAAUGGAAGGCAUCGCUAGAUAGUCUCAAACAUUCAAUGGCCAAAUGGCAAAUUUUUCUUAGUUUUAGAGGAACAGAUACGCGUUACGGUUUUACAGGUUCUCUUUAUCAAGCUUUACGUCAAGGUGGAUUCAAGACGUUUAUGGAUGAUGGAGGAUUGCAAACUGGAGAUCAAAUUUCACCAUCACUUUUAAAUGCCAUUGAAGCAUCGAGGCUUUCGAUUAUUGUUUUAUCUGAAAACUAUGCAAAUUCCACGUGGUGUCUUGAUGAACUUGUCAAGAUUCUUGAGUGUAAGAAACAAUUGGUUUGGCCAAUCUUUUACAAAGUGGAGCCAUCUGACAUAAGGCAUAUGAGAAAAUGUUAUGGAAAAGAUAUGGCUCAACAUGAAAAUAUGUUUGGAAUUAAUUCCGAGAGAGUACAAAAAUGGAAGUCAGCUUUAAUUGAAGUGUGUAAUUUGUCGGGAAAAGCUUAUACAACCGGGUAUGAAUAUGAAUUUAUUCAAAAGAUCGUAGAAGAUGCCAAUCACUUUAGAAGUCGUUUGCAAAUACGAACCAUAUAG
This is a messenger RNA of Lathyrus sativus (Indian pea), 1527 nucleotides long. The record is from the annotation of a GenBank genome assembly. NCBI's taxonomy places the organism in Eukaryota, Viridiplantae, Streptophyta, Magnoliopsida, Fabales, Fabaceae.